Messenger RNA from Armigeres subalbatus, 2580 nucleotides. Its product is annotated as ATPase family gene 2 protein homolog A. Gene Ontology annotation, cellular component: cytoplasm. The record is from RefSeq and is a predicted model, not a curated record. NCBI's taxonomy places the organism in Eukaryota, Metazoa, Arthropoda, Insecta, Diptera, Culicidae. The coding region runs from base 174 to 2516 and encodes 780 amino acids. Gene Ontology annotation, molecular function: ATP hydrolysis activity; ATP binding. The transcript has 3 exons.
ACAUCUGCUUUCUGAUUGUGAUUAUUUUGCUUCAAAUGCGGCAAAUUUAAAUUUUAAGCAUUAUUCUACAUUUGUGUCACUACUAUAAACAACUUUGAUGCGUCUGAAUAGUGUGUAAAUAUAUUUCUGUUUAACUAAGUCUCGUGCUGAGAUUUAAGUCAAAUCUGACUAAAAUGCCGCCCAAAUCUGCUAAAAAGGAAAAACCGAUCUGGUGGAAAUGUGAACAAUGCCAAUCCGUAGUGCUUACGGUGGAAUUAGCAAAGCAUCAGACGGACUGCUAUAAUUUGGAAAGCCUCAGUGGAUACAUAACUAAAUCGAACGAAUUUCAUAGCGCCCGACUGCAAUGUGGCAAAUUGACAGAAUUCGAAGAGCUCAAGGAUUUAUGUGAUGCCCAGCUGGAUGGUUUGAUCCUUAUGGGUAAUGCUGUUAUGGUCAGGUUGCAGUUGAAUUUGGGAGAUUUGGUAGAAGUUGAUCUGAAGAAUUCCAUCAAUAAAGAAGCUUGGACAAUCGUUAGAAAAGCCUGGCCAAUAGACGAGAAAAGUUCACGUGUUCUAUGCACUAAUCUAGAUGAAAUCGCUGUUUCAACCAAUAGCAGUUAUCAAUGUUGUAUCAGGCCACUUGUGAAAAGCAUUCAGUGCGCUGACACUUUGACAGUGAGCACAGAAUUGACCGAUGGAGAAGAAAUUCGUAAAAAUGAACAUACUUUUUCGGAAUUGAUAAAACGGCAACAUCAUGAUCGCAUACUCUCCCAUCAUAGUUCGUUAUGCCUUAGACUUUGCAACAAACUGUACAAAUUCAAGGUAGCUAAUGUUUUGAUAAGAGAAGAUCAAGAAUUGAUCAGCAAACUGGAGGCUUUGUCUUUGGGAGCAAGGUGCUUUAAAGUCGAUCGUGAUUCCAAAAUUCUAUUUAGUAAACUCGAAUUUCAUGAGCCAAAUGAAUUAGAAAGAACUGAAUUUACUCUCGACAACAUUGGUGGAUUAGGAGAAAUUAUCAAAGAGAUUAAGCAAAUUAUUGAUGUUGCUUUAGGCCACUCUAAAUCGCCAUUAUAUGCGCCUAUCAGUCGAGGAGUCUUGUUAUAUGGUGUUUCUGGCUCUGGAAAAACAAUGCUUGUUAAUGCUCUAGCGAAUCAUUUCAAAUGCCUUGUAAUUAAUAUCGAAUGUUCGGAGUUAUACAGCAAAUUCUACGGAGAAACUGAAAGCAAUAUCAAAAAGAUCUUUGAAAAAGCAUUUAUCAACUACCCUAAUCCAACCAUUGUGAUUAUCGAGGGAAUCCAUAAUAUAUGCCCUAAAGCAGAGUCAUCGGAUAUUAUCAAACGAAUUUCGCAUUCUUUUCUGAACCUACUCGAUAGUUUGCAUACUUCCUACAGAGGAACGAGAAUGAUUAUUCUUGGAACCACAGAUCAUCCUGAUAACCUCAAUCCAGCCGUUAGAAGAGGUGGCCGUAUAGAUUAUGAAUUUGAAUUACCUGUUCCCGAUUCUCAGGCUCGUGAAGAAAUAUUAUCGAAAAUUCUCUCGCUUCACAAACAUUGUCUGAAAGUUGAUGAUAUUAAAAAAAUAUCACUCGUAACACAUGGGUACGUUGGCGCUGACUUGGUGAGUUUGGUGGGACGAGCAAUGCAUGAAACUGAUUUUUUGAUCAACUAUGACCACAUAGAACGUGCUUUACAAUAUGUGAAAGCUAGCGCCAUGCGCGAAAUAUUAAUAGAAUGUCCCAACGUUCGAUGGACCGACAUUGGUGGUCAGCAUGAUUUGAAACUACAGUUGCGGCAGAUAAUCGAUUGGCCAAUCCAUCAUCCGGAUGUCUUUGAACGGCUUGGAAUCAUAGCACCCCGAGGGCUACUGAUGUUUGGUCCACCAGGUUGCUCUAAAACUAUGAUAGCAAAGGCAAUUGCAACCGAAAGCAAACUGAACUUUUUGUCCAUCAAGGGAUCGGAACUGUUUUCCAUGUGGGUUGGUGAAUCAGAACGAGCUGUACGAGAACUAUUUCGGAAAGCGAGACAAGUUGCUCCAUCAAUCAUAUUUUUCGACGAGAUAGACGCUAUUGGCGGUGAAAGGUCGGCCGAUUCUGGAAGUUCAGUUAAAGAAAGAGUUCUGGCUCAAAUUUUAACCGAAAUCGAUGGUGUAAGUGCUCUUAAGAACGUUAAAGUCAUUGCAGCUACAAACCGACCAGAUUUAAUUGAUAAGGCGCUAAUGCGUCCAGGAAGACUCGAUCGAAUAAUUUACGUUGGAUUGCCAGAUAGUCAGACCCGAAGAGAAAUAUUCAACAUAAAGUUUUCAAAGAUACCGAUCGCUACUGAUGUUCAUAUCAAUAUUUUGGUUCACAGCACUGAAGGAUAUUCUGGAUCAGAAAUAGAAGCGGUUUGUCAGGAAGCGGUAUUGAGAGCAUUGGAGGAAUCAUUCGAAGCCACAGAAAUAUUACAAACUCAUUUCGAGCAUGCACUACUGGUGGUUAAACCCCGUACCAGCCCAGAAUUAUUGCAACUAUAUGACGAAUAUUUGAAGCAACAGGGGAAGUAACGACAUGUGAGUUAGUUGCGAGCCAUCUGUGAAUAAAGAAUAAGCUACAACGAAUUGAAAUAUA